AGGCAGUGGGCUCCGAGUCAACUGGUAUGACCGCGGGCACUGGGUCAGACAUUGGAUCGUCUGACCGGACAGCGGCAUCGGUUCACCAGGCAUCAAGUCAUUUGGCUCGACAGCGAGCACCGCGUCAUCUGGCAAGGCAGUGGGCUCCGAGUCAAACUGGCAUGACCGCGGGCACCGGGGCAGACAUUGAAUCAUCUGGCUGGACAGCGGGCAUCGGGUCACCAGGCAUCAGGUCAUUUGACUCGACAGCGGGCACCGCGUCAUCUGGCAAGGCAGUGGUCUCCGAGUCAACAGGCACGACAGUGGGCACCGGGUCAUCAGGUACCGGAUUGUCUGGCUCGACAGCGGGCAUCGGGUCAUCAGGCAUCAGGUCAUUUGGCUUGCCAGCGGGCACCGCGUCAUCUGGCAAGGCAGUGGGCACCGAGUCACCAGGU
Molecule: messenger RNA, 434 nt
Organism: Staurois parvus
Lineage: Eukaryota; Metazoa; Chordata; Amphibia; Anura; Ranidae
Source: the annotation of a GenBank genome assembly